This is a messenger RNA of Scaptodrosophila lebanonensis, 1743 nucleotides long. RefSeq names its product retinol-binding protein pinta (gene pinta). Gene Ontology annotation, cellular component: membrane. The record is from RefSeq and is a predicted model, not a curated record. Gene Ontology annotation, molecular function: phosphatidylinositol bisphosphate binding. The coding region runs from base 308 to 1132 and encodes 274 amino acids. Lineage: Eukaryota; Metazoa; Arthropoda; Insecta; Diptera; Drosophilidae. The transcript has 2 exons.
AUAUAUUUGUGAGAUGCCCCGAUUCCAGAUGCAACGUACUUUUCAAGUUCCAGUUGAGGAAAAUUAAGCUGAACAUGAAUGAGAAUCUGUAUAAAUGAAUGCAAAUAUAGCAACCGCUGACCAUUCAAUAUCAGACGAAAAAUGCCUAAUCAACAUCAACCAGACAAAUCACCCCAAACAAAAAAAGCGAAAAGCUAGCAAUUUGCGCGCAAUUAAAAGCUUUAGUGUUUACGAGUGCAGUUUCGUGAGUACCGACGUCAACAGCUUAGUGCGCUGGCAACAGUAGUCAAGAGAAGAGGCUACAAUUAUGCGGUCUCGCAAUAAUAGCAAUCGACGUCAAAUAUCUUCAGUGGACAAUGAGCCCGAGACGGUUCAGGCACAGGUUCAGGAGUUGUUGCAGUGGUUGGACGCUAAUCCCUACAUUAAUGCCAGCACAGAGUACGACAAUGUGUAUUUCUUUUUGCGCACCUGCAAGUUUGAUGUGGAGCGUACCAAGAAGAAAAUAAAGUGUUUCUAUCAGAUGCGCGCUGAACGGACAGAAUGGUUUGCCAAUCGCGAUCCCUUCCUGCCUGAAAUUCAGGAGCUGCUCCAACUGGGUGUCUUCCUGCCCGUCGACGGUGUGGACAAACAGCAACGCAAAGUGGUCAUUAUACGCACGGCUGCGCACGAUCCCAAGCGACACACUCAGAACAAUGUCUUCAAGACCAGCAAAAUGAUUUUAGACCUACUGUUGAAGUUUGAGCCCGAGAAUUGUGCACGCGGAAUUGUGGCCAUACUCGACAUGGACGGCGUUCAAUUGGGACAUGCUCUGCAACUGAAUCCCAUACUAAUCAAACGCUCCGUGGAGAGCUGGACAGCGUAUCCAUGCCAGCCAAAGCUGCUAGAAUUCAUAAAUGCACCUCGACAUGUCAAUAUAUUUCUGAAUACUUUUCGCAUAUUUAUGACACCAAAGAUACGAUCACGCGUUCAUGUACGUCGGGGUACUACAACCGUAGAGUGCGCCAAUAUUCCAAAAGAUCUGGGAGGGUCGGGAAUAUCAUACAAAGAUCUUUCACUGAAAUGGAAGCAGCUGGUCGAAGCCAAUACUGAAUUCUAUGUGGAACAAAGUAAAUAUAAGAGCAUACUCAAGUAAAUUUGUGUUAAUGUGUCAUCGCCUUGCAUGAUAAGCCAGCGAUUAGCUGAAUAUACUACGUAUGUGAAUGCACUAGACAACAUGCGUAGUUAUUUAGAACCAAUCAAUCAGUGAAUACUGUAUUAAGAUCCUCAGACAUUAAGCAGUUUUUAAAAUGACGUUGAAUGUAAAAUACCUAAAAGUUAGCAGGCUAUUGAUGACUCUCAAAUUCUCUCUCUGAAAUGUAUAUUUUAGUAAAAACUAAUAUGGGAUAAAGGAUAAAAGUAAUUGCUCUUUAGUAUUUAUUAAAUAAUGAUAAGACAGCUUCUUGGCUUCCUAAGAUGUAGACUGUCGGACUAUAUGUGAAAUUGUAAAAAAUUUUGUACCUCUUAUUUCAAUUAAAAUUAUAGAAGCUUUUGUUAAUGUAAAUACCAGUUCUUUGAAACCCACUGUAUCUAUAUUUACCAUGUGUAACGCGUUAUCAAAAAUUGUGCAAUAUUUAAGCUUCUCGAUUACCCUGAACGACACAAUUUGACAAUGAUGCUAACAUACUUGUAUAAAAAUUAGUGAAAAAAAUAUUGUUAUUGAUAUACAAGUACAUAAAAAAUAAAGUCCAAACAUUUUUCAGUGGA